Paramacrobiotus metropolitanus is the source of this 1579-nucleotide messenger RNA. Its product is annotated as latent-transforming growth factor beta-binding protein 2-like. The transcript has 4 exons. Gene Ontology annotation, molecular function: calcium ion binding. The coding region runs from base 332 to 1102 and encodes 256 amino acids. The record is from RefSeq and is a predicted model, not a curated record. Lineage: Eukaryota; Metazoa; Tardigrada; Eutardigrada; Parachela; Macrobiotidae.
UAGCGCUAUUACCUGUCAACGCAGUGCAAGUUUAAAGUGUUUAAAAUUUCGCAAUAAAUAAGAGUUUCAAAGCGCAGCUUUUGUUUAGAACGAGAAUUAUUGCUACCUAAAUGAUUUACUGCGGCGCUGAAGGCGCUGAAUUAAGGCGCAAUUCCCGUUAGGCACGAAUGUAUUUGGUAGUGUAUUAUAUAUGAUCAAGUUACAGAGGUCUGCAUAAAGUAAUCGGGAACUGUUUCGUGAUCAAGUUAUGGUUUCUGUGAGUUCACUUUUAUAUAGCUUUGGAAACCAGCAGCUUUGGGCCUUUGGAGAAUUUGUGAACUGACAAGUGAGAAUGUUUUCCUUUUUGGUUCUCCUUAUGCCAAUGUUAACGUUGACCGCUUCCGAUCCUGUCCAUAUUAUUCCAGAUGUCAACGAAUGCCUCAUAUCACCGGGACUGUGCGGUCCACGUGGGAAGUGCAUCAAUUUAAUCGGAUCGUACACUUGCCUUUGCGCAGUCGGCUUGUCGUUCACCAAUGGAUCAUGUACCAAUGUAACCAGUCUUCCUACUGUGAAUGAGUCCUCUGCUCUAGGCGCUCUAUGCCAGAACACAUCUGAUUCUUCCCCGUGUAUGCAGCCGGCCACGGGAAACAUGUCGAAUAUCUGCACGCACAACAUUAAUCCGUGUGGUUGGAUGGGAACAUGCCAAAAUCUGGCUGAGCCCAAUCAGUACUCGUGCAUCUGCUCACCUGGAUACCGUUUCGAUAACUCUACCUGCGUCGAUAUCAACGAGUGCACCGAAGGUGGUGCCGAUCGACUGUGUCCAGGCGGAAUAUGCGUAAAUAUGCCGGGCGCAUACGCUUGCACCAAUUGUCCAUCUGGCUUUCAACCUGAACCGGCCAAUGGCACGUGUUGGAAAAGUAACGAGUGCGCUGAUGAUCUGGCCUCGAUUUGUGGUCCAGGAACAUGUCACGGUGCGACCAACGGAUUUAUUUGCGUUUGUCCACCAGGAUUCCAGUUUGUCAACGGGACUUGUCUGGAUAUCGACGAAUGUAUCAUCCUCCCGGUGGCCUGUGGCGUUGGAAUUGGGUGCAACAACACCAUCGGUUCGUAUAGGUGCGAUUAGUGAUUCCACCACAGAUUAUCAUGAAGAAUUUUUGACGACCAAAUCUGCUCACACGUCCUGCUGACUGUUUGACCACGGGAAAGUCUGCGGUUUACAAUGAAAACGCUGCGAGUACUUGUAAACUAUUUCAGGCCGAUCUUCCAGUGUACGUGCGUAAGUUCUCACUUCAAAGGUCAUGGGUUUAUUAUGGUAUUGGUGGGUAUGUUACUACGCACUUGUUACGCUUCGGUUGCAUUGAAGCUUUUCCCGAGAUCAUUCCACAUCACGAGAUCUAGAAUGCUCCAUGCAGUAAAACAUUCUCCAAUCUCUGUUUGUCAUUACAGUAUCUGAUAGAAGUUCCGCUCAUUGUUGCUGCAGUAAUGCUAUUGCCAUUGCGGUUCAUAGAGCAACAUUAAUUUCAAUAAACCGACAAUACUCGCUAUAUCGCAGCGUACAAUGUCGAUUCAGGUUUUGGUACUGGAAAAAAACUGUUUGUUU